AUGGAUCCGACCCGCACCUCCGACCACACUCCGGCACCCACACCGCCAAGGCAUCGCUGCACACCUCACACGGCAGCAACCAAACGCCCGCUGCCCGCCAAGACCCUUCCUGGCAAGGCCUCGCAGCGCCGCCGCCGCCAUGGCUGCGCUCGCACCGCCGCCAUCGCCCGUGCCGGUGCACCACCUACACCCUCCAUCCUGCUACGCUCCACGCAAGGAUCCAGAGACAACCGCCGCACUCCCUGCCGUGAGUACCCCAAGGACGCUGGCCAGCGCCGAAGACGCACCAGAUCCGUGCUCCGAGCACCGCCAGCCAGCACUACCGACCCGCCACUAGCCAACCACCGCCGGGAGCGAGUCGCAGCAGAGCCACGGGAACACCACGCCACGCCUAACAGAGGUCACAGCCCCGAACCCCGCCGCCCAGAUCCAGCCAAGGUGAAUCCCAGGUCCCGGGUUGCACCAGCCGUCGAGGCAGCACCACCGGCAGCAGGCGGCCCACCACCUCCGGCGCCGAGCAGGGAUGCCACCGUGCCUCCGCUGCGCCACGCCGCCAAGGCACCAGCGGCCAGAUCCGAGCCGUCGUUGGAGGAGGUAGGGGAGCUGCGCCGGGGAGAUGCCCCGCCGCCGCCGACACUGCCAGGGCUUUGCCCCGCAGCGGACCACGACGGCGGCGAGGGAGGGAGGCGGAGAAGGGGGCGCUGGCGGCGGGGCGGAUAG
This is a messenger RNA of Aegilops tauschii subsp. strangulata, 720 nucleotides long. The record is from RefSeq and is a predicted model, not a curated record. NCBI's taxonomy places the organism in Eukaryota, Viridiplantae, Streptophyta, Magnoliopsida, Poales, Poaceae.